Molecule: messenger RNA, 1162 nt
Organism: Aricia agestis (brown argus)
Lineage: Eukaryota; Metazoa; Arthropoda; Insecta; Lepidoptera; Lycaenidae
Product: clavesin-2-like
Exons: 8
Coding region: 192-1151 (319 amino acids)
Cellular component (GO): membrane
Molecular function (GO): phosphatidylinositol bisphosphate binding
Source: RefSeq, a predicted model, not a curated record
UACUGGUACUCGGCAGUCGGCACAGAACAAAAAUACGCAGUAGGUGAAUGGCCGUCAGCGGUACACCACACCUCUGCGACGCGUUUAUAAACAAAGAAAACCGUUUAACUAUUUACGGUUGUACGUUUCACAAGUGUAUUAUUGUCAACAGUUUAUAAUACAGUGUAUUAACUGUGAUUGUCAAGCAUUUCAUGUACAUAGCCCGUGAUGACAACAGCUUGUUGCUAAAAAAUAAAACUAAAAGAUUGAACAUGGUAUCAGUGAGACCCCUGCCGCCCGCCCUGGCGGAGAAGGCGCGCGCGGAGCUGGGCGAGACCCCCGAGGCGCUCACGGCCGGCAUACAGCAUCUCAAGGACUGGAUACACUCCCAGCCGCACCUGAGAGCUAGGACAGAUGACCAAUGGCUGGCUGCAUUUCUGCGAGGUUGUAAAUUCAGAUUGGAGCAAGCAAAAGCGAAGUUAGAUCUAUAUUAUAGUUUAAAAACCACUGCACCAGACUUGUAUACCUUAAGAUACAAUGAUCCCAAAGUGUGCGAAAUAAUUGAGCGGGGAACUAUCGUGAUGUUGCCGAGAACAAGAACCCCGGACUCCCCCAGGGUGACCAUGUUGAGGAUUGGCACCUGCAACACCAAGGAACAUACGGUCCUCGAAGUUAUGGCCGUUUUUAAUUUUCUCAAUCAGAUCAACUUUAUAGAAGACGACAAUUUUACGGUAGCUGGUGUAAUAAAUAUCAUAGAUUUACGGAAUUCCGUGUUCGCCCACUACACACAAGCGUCCAUCAAGCAAAUAAGGAACAUAAUCAGCGCUCAUCAGGAUGCUUUGCCUGUAAGAAUAAAACAAGCACAUUUCAUCGGAGCGCCAUACAUGUUCUACGCCCUGAUGAAUAUUAUAAAAAUAUUCCUGUCAGAGAAAGUUAAGAACAGAUUUCAUAUGCACAACGACAUCGACACACUACACGAGUUCGUGCCGCCGGAGCUGCUGCCUGAAGAAUAUGGCGGAACCGGACCGACUCUACGGGAAAUUAAAGAUCACUGGAAGCAGAAGGUGGUGGACUAUCACGGCUUUUACGAGGAGGACCUUCAGUUCCAGACGGACGAGGCACUAAGGGUCAAAGAGGGAAAGAAAAAUAAAACAAACCUCAACAUAGAUUGAAAAUAUUUAGG